AGAAGAGAGGACAGCGACAGGCCUACAGGGCAUGGGCUCUCUCUUCAUCAAGCGCUUUGCAGAGGCCCUUGAGACGCGACAUCUAAGUCCGGCAUUACUUACUCGCGCGAGAGAUGCUCUUGCUGGCCAAUCUGCAGAAGACGAAGAGCUGUGUCUGCAUCUGCGCGCAUAUGAGCCGCUACUUGAUCAAUGCUUAGCGUGUCUCGAAGGCGAGCUGGAUAUUGAAGCGACCAUUCUACUAGACAUCCUCUUCUUUGCCUUGUACAGCCAAGUCCCGACCACGUCAGCGUUUGUGGCACGUUUCAUCAAGUUGAUGCACUCGACGACGUACCUCUCUACAGCGCACUAUCGACAUGCAAAGCCAGCGUAUAUUGCGCAAUGCACCUCUCAAGCACUACUCAUUUUUCUCGAAAUCAUUGCGUCUGCGCGGAACGUCAAGCUGGACGCAUCGACCCUCGACUCGCGCUUCUUUCUCGCAUCACCCAAGCUGCUCGCUGAGAUUCACAAGACAGUGCUGGAUAUGUCCACAAAACGGAUAGGACUGACAGUCAGUAUGGCUUGGGGCAUGUAUCUCCACCACUAUUUGCAACGCAUCGAAGAUGGCGAACAGCAUGACCCAACCUAUCAAUCAGCCCUCGACACGCUCUUUGCCAGCGACAGCUCAGACUCCUAUCGGUACCUCAUUGAGCUGUCAGUCGAAGCGAACGUCUAUGAAAAUGUCGUUGAAAUCUGUGAAGCCCUGCCAACGAGCCGGUAUGACGAAAAGUAUCGUGUCGUCUUGCUCGAUUUCUUCCAUGCAACAGUGCCUUAUAUCCAACUAUCCAGUGCGAGUGCUUCUCUAUUUGGGCUGCUUGUCAAAUCGCGCGCGCUUGCUCAGAUUGCAUGGCAAGAAGCAUCCACGAUGCGCAUGCUUGAUGCAGCACGACAGCAUUUCCCUUAUGACCACAAGCCUCUCCUUCAAAUACUAAAAGCGCUCUCAAUGAGUGGUAGCAAGACCAUUGCUUAUUUGGAACGCUUCAAUACAUUUACACAGACGCUGCCGACAGGAUUCCAGGGAUACACGACAACAGGCGAGGAUGGCCCACAAACUGUCAUUCAGCUGACUGAACCCCUUGUCUUGUUUGCGCCACGGACACGACAUGGCAAAAUUUUACUGGAACUAGGUACCCGUGGUCUCCUCAUCUCCUCAGGUGCGAAAAUCAUUGUUCUCUGGCAAUACGAGUAUAGUUGUCUCUUCUUCCUGGCACGCAUUCUGCACGCUGCAGCGAAAAAUAGAACAGUCUUGCAGCACCGUGAUCUCAUCAUGGAUGUUCUCGUCGUCUUUUCCCACAUUGUUGCGAGUUGUGACGAUGCAGAGGCAUUCCUGCAGACUAUUGCUGAGGAGACUCAAGAGGAUUUAGAACAGACUGUUUAUGAAAUCUUUGAGCAAGCGCUCAUCUCAAAGACUGACACGGCACUCACUACCGAGUGUGCUCACUUCUUCGGUGCCGUGUUUCCAGUCUUACCUGAAAGUGUCUGGGCAUUUGUAGGCAAAUUGCCAUUAUUUGGCAAGGAUGGUCAAUCUGGACUUCUUAUGGAUAUGGUCACUUCUGCUGAAUAUGCACACGGCGAUUAUACCAUGCUACGAGCCAUGCUCAAAUUGUUCAAUACAAGCAUUACCUGUCUCGUUCAGCACGCACUGACGAGUGAUAGUCGCCUGCAAGAAGCCAAGCAGCAGUUUCUUCUGGGUGCAGUGAAAAUGGCUUCGCAUGUCUUUCAGUCAUAUCUCAGCUGGCCGCACGCUGACGCAACGAGACAGCAUGAUCUGGGUACCGACACUGCGAAGCUGUUCAGUCGUAUCUUGCAGCUGACGUACGGCACACAUCUACGGCUAGCUGGGCGGCUUACAGGGUUUGUUGCGACGCUUGAGCCAGCAGCCACUAUGAUUUUACAGACUUAUUGCACCAAAGCUUCGCGUGGAGCGCUCUCCAAUCUCGAGGAAGCGCUACAGGCAGAAACACCAGAGGACUUCAAUUCUGCUGUGCUGAAUAUGGCUGGCAUAUUGCUACAAACAGCGCCUGACGAUAAUCCCUCAGCGUUACACAAAUCAUUAUAUGCGAGACUGCCACAACUCGCACGGCUGCUCUCGACGGGUCGACAAGACGCCAUUCUCAGACUUCUCACAGCAUUGAUUGAUCGCGCUUGGCAUGCGCAAACGCCGUCUAUCCUUGCCCAUCUCGGGUCGGAAAAGCAACUUCUUCGCAGUGCGCUGUGGGCCAUGCUGGAAGAUGAGAGUAGAAUGACUGAAGCUUCUUCACAGCUUUUAUGGGGUUUCUUGGUACGCUUCAUGCAACCUGAACAAGAAGGUGUUGCAUUGUACUUGUUGACGGACGACAAGGACCAGCCGAAAGAUCGGUCAUUGCUGCGUCCUAUUCAGAAACACAUUGAGACUGUUCGAGAGGAGACUUGGUCGCCGAAAUUGACGAGUGGCGUGCUAGCCGUGCUCGCUGCUGCGCAGACCUGGCCAAGUAUUGUCUUUAAUCAGCUCAAGGGAGAGACGCAAUUCUGGACAUCCCUUCAAGCGUUACUGAAGUUGGCCAAUGCAGAUGCAAGUAAUCAGUCCGAUGAAGUCGUCACCGUGCGCAAUGCCUAUCGCUUACAAUGUGCUGGCUACAUUGCACAAAUCCUAGCAGCGCAUCUCAAUGCCAUGGAAUCUGAGAAACGCAUUUCGACGACUUUGCAAUUGCUGGAGCUCAUUGAUGCGCUCCCUCGAUCUGUCUUCAUGGUUGAUCACUAUCGUGCGUCGCUGCAUGGCAAUCUCGGUCGCAACAUUUCACAAAAGUAUCCAGAUUUCAAAUUACAAGCCUUAUCAAAGGCGACUUGGCGGCGUCAAACAUAUGGCGAGAGCUUCUUGUAUGACUUGUCUCUUGCUGAGCCCAUAAUCAAGACGAAUGCAUUCGUGCGAGAGGUGCGCAUUGCCAAUUUCAACUUGUCGCUGUUGGAGGCGCAACUCCAGCGUACGCAUGGUCUGCAUCUACUCUUGUCAGCGACCAUCGAGCCACGCAUUUUUGAUGAUCGGCAUUUCAAGCUUGCUUUUGCCGUCUCACAAACGCUGCUCCAGGUACGUGAGUCUUUUGACAUGCCCAUGCUACAUGGUCUGCAAGUCGAGCGAUGCGUCACAGCCGGUCUCAUCAUCAAGGCACUCGCAGCGAGCAAGAUGCAAGGCGACUGGCUUCAGUUGCUCAAUGAUGCAGCACCGCUUGCAGGUAAUCUUGUACCGUCUGGCACACAGCAACUUAAUGCGAUGCAACUGGCGCAAGCAAGACCCAUCCUGCAGUCUUGUUGCGAGCUCGUCACGCUACUCGCCGGUGCACCUGACCAAUCUGCACAACCUGCGCAGCUGCACCGCGUGCUACAUUCCGUUUUCCAGACUUCCGUCGGUGUCUUUGCACCUGCUGUGUUGAUGCAUCCUGCGUUGGAAGAUUUGUCUCUCGUUGCUGCUUUAUGCGCUGCCAUGGCGAUCUUGCUAGAACGAUACGAAUUGAGCCGUGUACCGUUUGCGCAAGAAUUGGUUCGUUCUGAGGUCUUGUCGCGCGCCAUCCAUGUCUUUGCAGCAACAGAUCCAGAGGAUGACGUUUCCUUACAAUUGGCGUGUGGAACGCUCAGUAUUCUUGAACAAAUCCUAGAAGUCUGUCCCGCAGCUGCAGAACUCGUCUUGGCGGCAGGUUUGCUACCUGCACUACUCGAUGCACGCGUGAGUAUGACCAUUCGUGCAGGUGAUGUUCGGUUUGGCUCACAAGCACGCUUACAUCGUCUUUGGAGUCAUCAUAUCUUGCCGUUGUCUCUCAGUUUGGUGCGUGAGCUGGGUGUACGGAUGCGUUCAGACUUGUCGACGUUGGUGGAAGCGUACUCGCCACAAUUGGAAAGUUGUCUGGGGUUAUGGCAGGAGACACACACGAAGCAGCAAUUGGAUGCAGAGACGUGUGAUGAGUUGCUGUUGAGCGUCUUAUUGAUUGAGGCGUUGAAUCGCAUGAUGGUGACGCCGAAUGGUGCGUUUGCAGAGUCCAAGACGAAGUUGGUUGCGCGGCUCGAAUACCUCACGAGUCAUCCCAAGACGACAGCAGCAAUGGUACGGCCGAAUACCGAAGAGGCGCAAGAGCAGGUGGCUGGGCGGGUCAAGGAGAUGAAGCAGUUGAUUGAGGCGUUAUAGACUUGGUUUCGUGAUCAAUGCUUCGUGGUAUAUGCUAUGCAGAAUGUAGCUAUGACUAGCCCCAAUCCAUGCGUC
Protomyces lactucae-debilis is the source of this 4264-nucleotide messenger RNA. RefSeq names its product nucleoporin subcomplex protein binding to Pom34-domain-containing protein. The transcript has a single exon. Bases 32 to 4189 code for a protein of 1385 amino acids. Gene Ontology annotation, cellular component: nuclear pore inner ring. NCBI's taxonomy places the organism in Eukaryota, Fungi, Ascomycota, Taphrinomycetes, Taphrinales, Protomycetaceae. Gene Ontology annotation, molecular function: structural constituent of nuclear pore. The record is from RefSeq and is a predicted model, not a curated record. Gene Ontology annotation, biological process: protein import into nucleus; RNA export from nucleus.